CCCCCCUUUUUUUUUAUUAGCCUCACAAUAUGCCACUUCCCUUCAAUAAAGAAACGCGUGCAAUAAUUGAAAGAAAUUUAAGGAAGGAAAUGAAUUUUAAAAUGCCUUCAAAAAUUUCUCCUACUACAAGUAUACAAGGGUCUAUAAACCUUAUUGCUUCUGGACUAAAUUAUAUAAAUGAACUUAAAAAAAGACCUGAUCUCAUCAAGUUUAAAAUGAGAUUAGACAAUAAUUCAAAUGAACAUCAUCAUGACAAUGAGAAAGAUUCAGAUCAUAAUGUAGAGACUAAAGAUCAUAAGCACUCAAGUGUAGAACACGAUAAUAAAGACAAACAAUAUGAUAUGUAUUGUUACGAUAAAGACUACCAAGAUCAGACUGUAGAAAAUACUACAACAACAACAACUAGCAAAGAUAAUAACUGCUAUAAAAAUAUACAUUCAAAUUACAAUAAACAAUAUAACCGACUCCAAAGUUUAACACCACCUUCACCAUCGAAAAAAGACCUUUAUUGUUAUCCUUGUGAUAUUUAUUUUAAUCAAAGUCAUGAAUAUCAGGAUCAUAAUGGUUUGGUGCAUAAUAUAGAGUAUACAUUUCCAAAAACAAACUAUAUUUGUAAAGCUCGUAUUAAGCCCGAUCCAAAUGACCCAAGUUUCUUUUGUCGUGUUUGCGAAACCUCUUUUGAGAGCCGUCAAAUUUUUAAAAAGCAUCUUAAAAUAAAGCAUAAAAUGGCAACUAGAUCUCCAAGGUCACAUUUUAAUUCUAAUCCCAGAGUUGAUCCUGUAGUUGAUGAUCCAAAUAAUUAUUGUCGUUCUUGUAAUAACAAAUGGCCAAGUCGUGGUGAAUAUAGACGUCAUCUUAGAGAACACCAUAAGAUGAAGUUAAAACCUUUAAGAAGACUUAUCGUUGCUAGACCUGGUGUUAUUCCUGAUCCAGAUGAUCCAAACUUAUAUUGUCGUUCUUGUGAUAUCUCUUUUGAAUUUCGUACACUUUACAAGACUCAUCUAAAGUAUAAGCAUAAAAUGGAUAUUAAGACAGAAUGGCAAAAGAGAAAGGAAGCUGCAAUGAAAGAAGCAAAUGGUGAGCCAUUACCGCCACAACAGCCUGCUAUUAUCAAAGAUACAAAAAAUUAUUAUGAUCGUUAUCCAGCUUACAUCGAUUAUUAUAACGAUCGUAUUAGUUAUAACAGGAACAGUUAUGCCGACAGAAUCAAGAAAUAUCAACUAUAUAUAAAAUUCUAUAAUUCUACUAAUGAAAAAAAUAAAAAAGAAGUUAUAUUGGAGAAGCUGGGCGUCGAUCCCAGUGCCUCUCGCAUGCUAAGCGAGCGCUCUACCAUUUGA
Messenger RNA from Cokeromyces recurvatus, 1337 nucleotides. RefSeq lists its product as uncharacterized. The coding region runs from base 30 to 1337 and encodes 435 amino acids. Lineage: Eukaryota; Fungi; Mucoromycota; Mucoromycetes; Mucorales; Mucoraceae. The transcript has 4 exons. The record is from RefSeq and is a predicted model, not a curated record.